Molecule: messenger RNA, 2104 nt
Organism: Branchiostoma floridae (Florida lancelet)
Lineage: Eukaryota; Metazoa; Chordata; Leptocardii; Amphioxiformes; Branchiostomatidae
Product: tripartite motif-containing protein 2-like
Exons: 2
Coding region: 202-1638 (478 amino acids)
Biological process (GO): negative regulation of translation; protein polyubiquitination; proteasome-mediated ubiquitin-dependent protein catabolic process
Molecular function (GO): protein binding; translation repressor activity; ubiquitin protein ligase activity
Source: RefSeq, a predicted model, not a curated record
GACUAUCAAUGUUACUAUAUAUGUCAUCAUAGUAGUAUAACAAACAUAUAGCAGUCACUAGGAGAGCGAUGGCGCAGUAAGUAAUGAAUUGUUUGUAUAAGAUACAAUGACGUCAAUGUUUACUUAAAGUUGGCCUGUUGCCCGUUCAGGUGUGCAAAGCACAACCUGCGCUUGAAGCUGUACUGUGAGGAAUGUGGGACGAUGUUAUGCCGUGUUUGUCGCUUGGAAGACCACAAGGAUCACAGAUGCACGUCUCUGGUGGCAGAAGCAGACGCCCUCCGUCGUGAAUUCACAGCCUUUAAGAGAGAGAACCGGAAGGUCCUCAUUGAGCGGAACAAAGACAACAACUGCUAUGAUGUCGAAAACAUGCGAAGGGAAGCAAACGACAGAGCGGAGGCUCUCAAGGAGAGGCUUAUUGCAAAGGUAGACGACGAAUGUCGCUGGUUUCUCAAGCAACUUGGCGACGGUGGCGUCACACUAAGCCCUGCACAAAGUGUCUCCAGUAUUGCCGACUCGGGAAGCGUGGCGGGAUCAGUGAUCUCAGAUAGUGGUGACCCAUCUACAACCCCUCUCAAAUUUUCCUCAGCUGUCAAGGAAAACAAAGAGCUGAAUAAUGAUGACGAGGAGACGUGCGUGACAGAAGACGAGACGACUCUGUGUGACGAUUUGAAGACCGUCCAUUUCGGCGUAGACGAGAACUUGGAUCUGUUGGAAGACUUGCCCAUUGAUGACAACACAAGAGGCGCAGUGAUUGGCCUACAGGCACCGAAGAAGUUUCCUACAGUAGACUUCCUCCACUCUUUCGGAAAAUAUGGCCAGUUCUGGGGCCCCGAAGGUCUGACCAUCUGUCCCAAAGGAACAGUCAUUGUAGCUGACUCAUUGAGUCAUCGGGUUCAGCUUUUCGACAUUAAUGGAAAAUGGGAGGGAGAGAUAUCAACACGAAACGGUGGCGUCACCUUUCCAAGCGCUGUUGCAUGUCGCUCGUUGAAUUCGAAAGCAGACAUAUUUGUCACGUGUCCUGGUAUGGGAGAAGUGCUUAAGUUACCCUGCUUAUGCUCGAGGAAGGUUUCGACAGAACUGUAUAUCGCAGGAUGCAAAGGUGUAGCUGCGUUGGACAAAGGUCAUACAUUGAUUUUUUCUGAAAGAGUAAAUAACACAGUUGCCAUAUAUGCUAGAGGAAGGGAUCCAGUUUCUAAAACAAUUAAAUACAUGAAAACCAACACAAUUAAGUCACCUCUCUCUGCGCCGCGGAACAUCAACACAGACGGUCUGUCCAACAUCUACGUUUCUGACAUUGGCGACGGGACGGUCAAAGUUCUGGAUAACGAAGGACGCCUGAAAGUUACCAUCGGUAAGGACAUUCUCCGGUGCCCAAAAGGAGUGUGUGUCGACAAAGAGGGAAAUGUUAUCGUUGCAGAUCACUGGAAAAACACACUGGAGAUAUUUGCAAGUGACGGGCAUCAUUUGGACACCCUUGUUGCCAAGCAAGAAGGUCUGAAGUCACCACAGGAGAUUGCUCUGACACCAGACGGGACGAAGUUGGUCGUUGUGGACGGCGGAAACCAUUGUGUUCUCGUCUACAAGUACAACCAUGCUGGAAACAAGGGUGUUCUCACAAACAAGAACAUACGGGACUAAAUAACAAGCCAGCAAAUCACUGAAGACACUAAUAUUUCCCACGGCUCCAUACCAAACCACUCAGAGUUCGCUCUUGUAAGGCAAACCCUUUUGAUUCUUUGUGGUAUAUAGAACGAGUAUGUAGGCUAUGUUCUAUCCGGGUGCUUAAUAUACCAUAUAAAGCUGGUAGGCAUCCUUCCAUCUUUGCAGAUGAUGGUAGCGCUCUGUAUAUAUAAAACAGUGUACAAUAUAGGGUACAGGAACUGGAAACUCAACAGGAUCUAGAACGAUAGUGUAGCAUCAGAAUGAAGAUCAUCUGAAGAAAAAGUUUUGUCCUCUGACAACCCCCCAGGAAAUCCCAGAUUUCUACGAUAUCUACAACCCUGUGACGUUCAAGCAUGCCCCAGAUCGACAAGCCGCUGUGGGUGCAUUAAAGAGAAGAAACAAAUGUUAAGUCCCUAUAGAUGCUAAAUUUUUGUCUUCAAAU